AGAUAUGUGUUGAAUCUCUUUUGUUUUAUACUCUUUGUACGAGAUUCAUAGCACGCGCAGAGUUGAUACGAAUCUUUUAGGUUAUGAUCUUGGACCAUAGAUACUACGUGGUUAUGAUGAGGAAUGUGAACUGCUUUGGAACUGUGUAGCUAUGUUGUUUAGCGUUGAAGUGUGACGACGAAUUUGAAGUUUUGUUUUGAAAUUCUCUUUCUAUGGUUAGAAUGGUUUAAUAACUUUGAGUACACAUCUAAACUCUGUGUAAUCUACUGAUAACUCGUCUCAUGGAUACUACAAAUGAAAGGACCGUCGUAUGUUGCAGGUCUCAGGAGCUUCAGCUGGUUGUCAGCAACAGUGCCGGUGAAUUAUGUGGACUUCAAAAGAAGUUGCUAUCAUCAUACCAAGAACCACAGAAAUACAGACAGGAAGGAAAGGGAGACCAUAAAUUUUACAUUAAGAAACAAAAGUUCACAUCUGUAGACAGUCAAAAUGAGGGAGGUAACAGUGGCCCAUCUGAGGAUGAAGAGGAGCAGGGAAGCAUUCUGGAAGGAGGGGAAACAGCAGUCGAUUCCAAUACUCACAAGUCUGAAGCUACAGAUAGAGAGCCAGGUUACUUGAACUUCGGCUUUCAGAAGUUCUGUGAAGAUGAAGAACAGUCUAGAUAUCUACUGAAUGCUGAAAAGAUAGACUGGAGUGAAGAAUUAAAGUUUUUGGACGAAGUAGACAAGAGUAAACUAGAAGAACCUGCAACAAGCUCAAAGAUUGAAGAACUGCUCAUGUGCCCACCAGAGAAAGUAGAACGAUUAUCCUAUAAGACACGUAAGGUGAAGGGCAGUGCAGUACCUCACAUCCUCACCAAUGAAAGAAUGUACUGCACAAAUUCAGCAGCGCUAAUUCAGGAACAGGUUAAGUGGGUGAAAACAGAAAUUUCACAUGAAAAGGAUCUGUUGUUGCAGUGUGACAUAAAAGGGGCUGUGAGCUGCAGUGAGGACAGUGACCCUUGUGAUGAAGCACAUGGUAUGAAAAUAGGGCUGAAGAUGAACAGUGAGGUUUUUAUUGCAAAAGAUAAAGUAUCUGACUUGCAACAAAGCUCCUUUGGGAUUAAAAAGUUAACUCUGUAUGAAGCAACACAGUCUGGUAAACUUAGUGAACUAAAUAAGCAGAAUGAAGGGGGCAAAAGGGUGAAGACAUGGGACCAUGAAGUAUCUGGAAAUAAUUCUGGGCCUGUAGUUAAAUGUGUUUGUCUCACCAAUAUUUCUGGCUGUGCCUCUACAUACACCUCUCAUAUUUCUCAUCCCAAAAUGGGGUUUAGAUGGGUGGAUGAGAAGUGUCCAGAAAACAAUUGUCUGUCACUUUUCAAAGAAUUGCAGACAACAGUCAGGAUGCAUCUUGUCUAUCAGCAAAAUAUUUUGCAGCAGUUGGUGUGGCCAGUUUGUGGUACUAGCAUGAUGUGUGUGCCAUUUUCUCUACUUGGCAAGCCAGUGGGAACUGCUGGUAUUCAUACAGACUGUAAAAUGUGGAUGUGGGGUGGAAGCUCUGCUGCAAAACUCAGUGUGAAUGUGGCAGAAUACUUACUUCAGUGGUCUUUGAAAACCAGCCAGACGCUGAAUGACUUAAGUGUUACAUUGUGUACAUAUUUAACUAAGAGUCAGACAGACCUCCUCCAUGAAACAUUAAUAUCAUUACCAAAAAGGAAAGAAUUGCUGUCUACAGAGCAAAACAAUGGCACCUCAUCCCAAAUCAUAGCUGUGGAUGGAAACACCAUUAGAGUACAGGGAAAUGAUGUGCCAGAUGUGCAGAAUGAAGAGAAGGAGCAAAAACCUGUGGACUGUGGUUUCCUGUUAUUCUCUCCUGUGUGGAGUAAUUUAUGUGAUGUCCAGAAUGAAACAGCAGAGUGUCAGGUUUGGAACUGGGACAACGGAGUCACUCAGAGAAAAUCAUACAGUGAUGAACACAUUACUGGUGACAGCAUUUUCCUGCCGUCUUCGCGAGUAGUGGCUUCAGAACUGCAACCAUUCAGUGACAGGUCAUCUGUGAUGCUUCCAGGGCAUAAUGAAGAAUUUAGUGUUGCUACUGGUGAAAUGUGGGCAGUGCCAGCAUUGGAAGACACAUUUACUUCUGAACAAGAAUUUCUUCCACCACACAGAUCAGAGCUCCAGAUGUAUAAGUGCCAUGCCAAUGACAAGAUUCAAAGCAGUGUCGAUGAGACGUUCUUGAAAUUACACGAUAGGUGCAACCCAAAUGGUGUACUGUCCCCAGACUAUGGAUUCUGUGAAGGUGAUGAUGCUGCAGGUCUCCCAACUCAAACUGCUAGCUUGACUGACAAAUUCUGUAAUGUAUUAGAUGAACACUGUGGUAUUCUCACACACGCAGAUUUCCCGAAAACUGCUAAAGGGAACCACGAGAGGUAUGAGAAUAUUUUUCAAAAAGAAGCUGAAUGUAAAGAAAAGCAAGCCAUUGAGAGAUUAUGUGAACUCUUGGAUGUUCAUAUACCUGAUAGUAACAGGAAAGAUAGAGAUAAGUGUUCAGAUACAUUGCUCCCAGCUGAUACCACAUUAACAAACAUCACUGAUACUGAUCAACCCAUAAACAGAAGGGUAGAGCAUACAAAGUUUCAACAGAAGUACAGAAAUAAAGUUGUCUUAGCAGCAGAUUCUCAGUUUCAACCAAUUUCACCAGAACAUGUAUCUUUAGAGGACACUGGAUGUAUUAGGAUGGCCCCACAAAAAGAUGCUGAGGCCAAGAAUACAGAAGUUUUGGAGUUUUCACACAGUGUUAUUGAUGGUACACUGCCUCCGAGCAGUGACGAAGAAGAAGAAGAAGAUGAUGAUGAUGAUGAUGAUGAUGAUGACAGCAGUUCUGAGUCAUUGUCCUCUGUUGUUACUGUUGUACCAAAUGCCUCUUGGGUCCCUCAGAACAUUCACCAAUAUCCAGUAGGAAACCAGAGCCAACAGAGAGGUAGCAGUGGAGGUGUAGGUGAAGGUGAAAGUGUUCCCUUCAACCAGCUCAAUGACCACACAUAUGCUAUAGUAGAAUGCCCACAAACAGACGAGCCUGUCAGUUGUGUGGCAAGAACAAGCUGCCAAAUGACUGUCUCUGUAAGAAACUUUGAUAACAAUGAGAGUAUAGAAACUGUGCUUCACACCUUGGGCAGUGACCAGUCGUACAGUGGGUCACAGUCAAAUUCUGAGAGUGCAGAUGGGAGCGGUUUGUCUGUAAAUGAGCCAUCCCUGCAAUUUUUGGAUGAUUUGGUGAGUAUGUCUGUUAUUGGGUCUUCUAAUAAUUUAGAGCACAAAAUCGUCAAAGGAUCAGGAGCACUAUUAGUCGACACAAACAGUUUCAGUAACACGACAGCAGAAACACAUCCACAGUGUUCCGAGGCUGUGCACUUGGACUGCAAACACAACACCAAUUUGAACUCAGUGCAGGAACUUACGGUCAUCAGUAAACUGCACGGACCUAGCUGUUAUGACACGAAAGCAAAAGGUAAUAACUUAUCUCUGAGCAGUCUGAUGGUAGUGCCUCGGUCAAAGAGAAAGAAAUGUUUUCGUAAAAAUGACACGGUUGCUGAGAAAAUUUUAUGUAGGACUAAGAAAAAGAUGUUAGACAUUCACAGAACAUCAGUUGGCGAAACUUGUUUACAAAUGAAGCCGUCAGAAGAAUUGUCAAGAUUAUCUUCUGCAGAAAAUAAACCAAUCCAAAGUAAUCUGACAGCACUCAGAUUUGAUAAUCUAGACCCAGUAUCACAGUAUACUAGCAAGAGGAGGAGGAAACGUGUCUCUGAACCCGUCGAGGCCUGGUUGCGAAAUACUAUUACGUAUUUCUCUGGUAUAAAGGACGAGCAUUUUGCAGGAGAAAUGUCAAAAGAUGUCACUUGUAAUCUGCCAAAAAAGGAACACGAUGCUCCAAGAGUCAGCCCAGUAUCGAUUUUGCCGAGAAAACGUUCAUUGCUCGAUAGCAGAAGUGAUGAGAGCUCUGGUACUGAAUUGUCAACUCGCCCAUCCAAAAGACGCAGAGGGACAUUGUGUGAUGAAGGAGGCGUAACAGUUCAGACAUACUCUAAAGGUGGCUGUUCUGUAAGUAAAAUGUCUAAAGGAGGAAAUGGAGCAGAAUUAUCUUGUACAUACUGUGGUAAGAAAUUUGACAGGGUUUCAAAGCUAACUGAGCACAUUGGCUCGCACACCCUGCCCUACCAUUGCUUAAUGUGUGGACGCCGCUUUGGGAGAGAGUCGCAGCUCACUACUCACGAGCAGCAUCUGUCCUGUUCGCCUCUAGAGAAAUGCCGCUAUAAAUGUGAAGGAUGUGGCCAGAAAUUUCUCCAGAGGAUAUGUUUACUUAGGCAUGUGGAAAAGCACACGGAACAGGACAAGAAGGAGCGAGUGGAGAAAUCGAGAUGCAAGGUUUGUGGAAAAGUGUUCGAUCAGGCAAAGCUGCUUCUGCAGCACGAGGGAGAACACAGGACGAAGGGGCGGCAGCACACGUGCAGGGUGUGUGGCAAGACAUUUAAGCGACAGGCCUUCUUGGCCAGGCACCAACAGCUUCACCGGGAGAAGGUCCACUUGGAGUGUGGCUACUGUGGGGACUGUUUCGAACUGAAGGACCGACUGAGAACACACAUUAGGCAGCACUUGAGGGACGAGACAAAGAAAGCUCUCGAACAAAAGCGGAAAGUGCAGCAAAAAGAAAAUAUGAUGGGAGAAGAGGUUGCAGGAUCCUUUCCCAUUAUCGAAAGGGAGCUCUCCCUGCUGAUCUGUUCCGACUGUGGCAAAAUUUUCCGCUGGAAGACGGCACUGCAGAGGCACUUGGCACAGCACAAGCGGGAGGAUCGCAGGAAAGCGGCACUCGAUGCCGGGCUAGCCCGAUUCCACUGUGACAAUUGCGGUGACAACUUUGCUUCCAGAGGCUCACUGCGUAGCCACGUCCGCCGACAUGUGUGUCAAAAAAUUAAUUUAUCAUCCGUGGAGGUGCAGCGCUCUCGACACCACUCCGGGUGCACCGGCAGUAAAGAAUGUACGUCACCACUGACGACUCCCAUCUUGCAGUAUAACUGCAGCAAGUGCCUCGCAGACUUUUCACAGCUGUCAGAGCUGCAGCAGCACUCCUGUGGUACGGAUGAUCGACGACCAUACACGUGUUACAUCUGUGACAAGGCAUUCCUAUCCCCGCGCCACCUGAGUCAACACAUGAGAGUCCACUUCCCACCCCACAAAUGCCGUUUUUGUGGAGACACUUUUGCCCGUAGAUACGAAUUGCUCUACCAUGAGUGGAGCCAUCGUGACCAUGAGCACUUCAGUACCAAAGAUAAAAAUGAAGGAAGCCCAAAUAGUUUAUAAAUGAAGCCUUUAUAUUUUCUUCAGAGUUCAGAUCUUUUUAUUUUAUUUAAAUAUCUUUUCCUGUGCUUUUAACAAAUUGGAAUUACCUUUUUCCCCCUUUGCUGAACCAGUGUGUAUUUUUGUAACUGUGUUGCCCAGACACUUGUUUUAUUAUUGUUGUUAUUGUUGUUAUUGCUGGUUAAAUGCAGUGCACGUUCACAGUGUACAGUUCUCAAGUCUCCAUCUGAUAGUGGCUCUCUUUGUUUGAAUUCUCCGUGGUAUUAGGCAAGUCAUUUUUAAAUGCGUGGCAUAUCUCACAACUGUACUACAUGCUGCCGUCUAUAAAAGUCUGUGCUGGUGCCAACACCUUUUCGUAUUUUUCAAAUGUGGGCACCUUGUUAGCCUGUAGUACAAUUCUUAAUUAGACCAGUUAUGGCUAAAUGUUUCCUUUAAUUGCGUGCAAUGUGAAUAGAUUGCAUGUCCCUUAUUGUCAGUCAGCAGACUGGGCACUGUCUGGUUUAGAUUUCAAGUGGAUCAGCAUUGAUUUCAGAGUACUACUAUGACAAUAGCAGCCAGGCUGCAUUGAAACUAGCAUGAAUUUUGUGUGCUACAAAACCUGAAAUAAGUUAACCUAGCCACAGAACCAUUGCUGCAGUUGGCACUGUUGUCUUAGUUGUAUUCUGCCAGCAUGACCACUUGAUGAAGUUUGACAUGCAUUGUCUCAUCGACUUGAAACUUAAAAUUAGCUAGUGUGAGGUCUGCAUCAAUUGUGUUUCCUCCAGCUGUGUGGUAAUGCAUCUUUCAUGUAGAACUAAAACCCCAUGUUUGCACAUUUCACCAGAGCUUGGUGAUGUACUCUGUUAACUAUUACCAGGACCAUUACACUUCCAAAAAAUUUCUGUUUCUAGUUAUCAAUAGACCAAGAUCGAAAAGUCUGUCUGUUUGAACGUGUUGCACAUCCUAAUGCACUCUUCAGAGAAUGAAUGAGGUAAAUGAUCUGCUCUGUAGACUAAAGUAGUUUACCAGACAGUUCUGAUAAGAUGUCUGUUCAUUAUGUUAUGUUUAUUGGAUAUUUAUAUUUCAUUUUUUAAUUAUUUGAUAUUUCUGCUCCUUUUAACUGCUAUUAAAUAUUGCCAAAAUAAAUACAUUAUGAUUGUCCUUAAGGAUGUUUCACACAGUACUGAUUACUUAGUUUGCUUACAUGUAUGCUAAUUUAAGAACUUCAUCUUGCAUUUGUAUAUUGCUAUUUUUUGCAGGAAAAUAUCAAAUUGUGAUCUCAAAUUAAUUAUUUUUGUGUAGUCAUAAACUGUACCUGAGAAAAAAAUGUUUAUUUUGUUGUAUUUUUGUAAUAAAUUGUAAGAAAUCAUA
Schistocerca gregaria is the source of this 6677-nucleotide messenger RNA. RefSeq lists its product as uncharacterized. Gene Ontology annotation, biological process: regulation of transcription by RNA polymerase II. Lineage: Eukaryota; Metazoa; Arthropoda; Insecta; Orthoptera; Acrididae. The record is from RefSeq and is a predicted model, not a curated record. The transcript has 3 exons. Gene Ontology annotation, molecular function: DNA-binding transcription factor activity; RNA polymerase II cis-regulatory region sequence-specific DNA binding. The coding region runs from base 282 to 5330 and encodes 1682 amino acids.